AUGUACCAUCAUGGACCUAGCCGCUUGCAACUCCUCCCACCUACUGAUCCUGUGAGAGACUCGCCUUCUGCGAGUCCCCUGCGCGAACAACCCGCUGCAUUGCUACCCACUGCUGUCACCCGGGACCGCCGUGCUCAAGAUCCAUCAAACCUGCUUUUGAGCACCUACGGAUCUUCGCCUCCACCGAAAAUGGCGCUCUCCAGUGGUCACGGCGACUCCACCGUGACUCCGCCGGCCACACCCACAAGCCCCCGCUUCACCACUCUGCCAAUCCGGAGCGACCACACCGCAUCCUGCGCCCGCGGUCACAAACAUAGUUUACCCGCCCUGUCACCCACCAUAAAUACCUCCAUGACCAUUGCCAACACCAUCCUCCCCGCCGCGUCCACCCCCGCCAUGGCCCCUCCCUCAUCAUAUCUCUACACCUCCCCAGACGGAGUGUGGGAGAACUCGACCCCCUACACCAUCAUGCACGAGGCACCCAUCGGCACCGGGCUCUGGAGCUCCGUCUACCUGGCGACCCCGAACACGGCCGGAAGACAGUCACCGACAAGCAACGCACAGCAAUACAUGGCAUCGAAAGAAACACCGGCGGCCGCACCACCAUGGACCCCUCCGCCGACGCCCAUCCGGCGGCGCGGCCAAUCGAACUCGGUCUCGUCGACGGAUUCAUACAUGACGCAAUUCUCCAGCAGCACCGCCGCCACCGAACCCACCACCACCGGCAACAACCGCCCGUCUUCUUCAUCCUCUCCUCCUCCUCCCCCAUCUACCAACACUACUACUACCACUCCUACCACCACUGCCGCCCCUCCACCCCCGGCGAUCUGGGCCAUCAAAGCACCCGCCGCCCGCGCCGCCUUCAGCGUCAUCCGCUCCGAGGCGCGCAUGCUCACGCACAUCGUCGCCGCGUCGGCCAACAGAAACAGCCGCAGCAGCAGCAGCGGCGGCGGCAGCAGCGACAUCAAAGAUCGAUCCGAAACACGCCCGGCGGCCCCCACGGACUUCAUGGUCCCCUUCCUCGGCCUCGACCCCCGCAGCGGCAGCCUCCUGAUGCAAGCGCUGCCCCUGACGCUCGACGACCUCAUCCGCGGGGACCUGCAGGACCUGGCGUCGCUGCGGCCGUCGUCGUCUUUCAGCAGCAGCGGUAGUAUCAGCGGCGGCCGCGGCGUUGUUGUCGUCAAUGAUGCAAAGGGAGAGGCGGCGCGGGCGAGGCUCGUCGCCGAGCUGUUGCCGCGGCUGGCGACGCGGCUGCUGGCGGGCUUGCAGUGGCUGCACGAGGAGGCGGGCGUGGUGCACGCGGACGUGAAGCCGUCGAACAUUUUGCUGCGGCCGAGGGGGGAGGGCACGGCGGAGGCGAUGAUCAGGCGGCGGUUGGUGCCGUUCCAGGCGGAGAGGGCGGGUGCGGGUGCGGGUGCGGAUGCGGCGGCGUCGUUGGGGCGGCCGUCGAUGCUGGUGCGCUGCCGGCGUCGUCGUGACAGCAGCUGGAACGAGGGGAAUGGUGGUGUUGGGAAAGAGAACGGAGAUGAAGUCGACGAUGACGAUGACGAUGACGAGGUCGUCUCGAUCAUGGACUUCGAGCCGCUGUACACCGACUUCAGCGCCGCCAUCCCCAUCCGGCCUUUUCCGUCGUCGCCCUUUGAUUCCGCACCACCAUCCUCCUCCUCAUCAUCGCCGCCACUUUCGCCUUCUCCUUCUUCUUCGACCGCAACCCCCUCCGCAACCGCCCCCGCAACCGCCCCGCCCGCCCACCUCGCCGGCGGCACAUGGGACUUCCUCGCGCCCGAGCUCUGCUCCCGGCCGGCACUACUAUCGUCGCCGUCGCCCGCGUCGGACGUCUACGCGCUCGGCGUCUCGCUCGUCUGCGUCGUCCUCGGCGAGAGCCCGUUCGAGGCGCUCGCGGCGGGCAACCCGUUCCGCAAGCGCGAGAUGGUCAAGUGCGGGGACGCGGUGGGGUUCGCGCGCGAGGUGCCAAGGGGACGGUUCGGGCGGGUGAAGGGGGCGGUGGGGGGGAUGUGGGUUACCAGCAGGAGGAGGGAUGGGGGGGAUGAUAGGGGGGGUGAUGGUGGUGGUGAUGGUGGUGGUGAGGCGUGGGAUUGGGAGAGGUGGUUGAGGAGGGGGUUGGUCAAGAGUGUGGAGAAGAGGGCGGGGGCGGGGGAGUGGAGGGGGGAGGUCGAGGGGUUGGUGCGGGUUGGGUAG
This is a messenger RNA of Diplodia corticola, 2199 nucleotides long. Its product is annotated as protein kinase domain-containing protein. The coding region runs from base 1 to 2199 and encodes 732 amino acids. The record is from RefSeq and is a predicted model, not a curated record. Gene Ontology annotation, molecular function: MAP kinase kinase activity; ATP binding. NCBI's taxonomy places the organism in Eukaryota, Fungi, Ascomycota, Dothideomycetes, Botryosphaeriales, Botryosphaeriaceae. Gene Ontology annotation, biological process: protein phosphorylation; MAPK cascade. The transcript has a single exon.